AUGGCUUCAUCAUCAACCAUCUCGACUCCCCAGUCCUCAAAUGACCUACCUAGACUCCCAGCCGAGAUCUGGGCUCGCAUUUUCGAUGAUCUUGAAUUACCAGAGAAUUUCCAGUCCUUGAUCUCUGCUUCUCCCACCGCCCUUGAUUAUUUUCAAGAGGACAAGAGCCGUAUCCUACGCCCGUUUGUGGAUAGAAUCAACGAUCACAUCGACACUGACAUCAUUCCUAUUCUGCUAUCCUCAUUCAGAGUCACAAAACUGCUGUUCAAAACACCGGGCCUUGCCUUGCCACAAAUCGGAGAUGAACUUUCAGCGUUUCUGAAUCCUCUUUUCAGACCUAACACUCCAAACCCCUUUCAGCAAUGGGAUUAG
This is a messenger RNA of Fusarium verticillioides 7600, 372 nucleotides long. RefSeq lists its product as hypothetical. Bases 1 to 372 code for a protein of 123 amino acids. The record is from RefSeq and is a predicted model, not a curated record. NCBI's taxonomy places the organism in Eukaryota, Fungi, Ascomycota, Sordariomycetes, Hypocreales, Nectriaceae. The transcript has a single exon.